Molecule: messenger RNA, 2201 nt
Organism: Anthonomus grandis grandis
Lineage: Eukaryota; Metazoa; Arthropoda; Insecta; Coleoptera; Curculionidae
Product: golgin subfamily A member 4-like
Exons: 14
Coding region: 167-2116 (649 amino acids)
Biological process (GO): attachment of mitotic spindle microtubules to kinetochore
Cellular component (GO): Ndc80 complex
Source: RefSeq, a predicted model, not a curated record
UUUAAAAUUUAGAUUUCGAUGGUCGUUUUUCCUGUUUGUGUUUUGAUUUUAUUAAUUUUGCUAAUUCCUUAUUAAAAAGUUUUGUUUCUUUAUACCGAGCUUAAAUUACAUUUUAAUUAAUUUAUUUCUCUAUUUUAAGUGGCGAAAUAAAAGUAGAAAAUUCUAAAUGAGACGAUCAAACUCUGCCUCAAGUAUUCCUUUACCAAUGUCCCUGCAAAAUCGUCGAGAGUCAAGGGAAAGAAUGAGAAGUUCAAUAGCAAAGGGAAAAGACAAUCCAUACCAGCUGGCCCCCAGGAGAGAACUUAGUACUGAACACCGCACUCCAGACAUUUAUUCCAAGAGAGAUCCAAGUCUUGAGAAUAACACACCUGCAUAUAAAAAAAGUUUGUUUGGAAGUGACAGGAAAUUUUCAAACCCAAAAGAGAGGAAAAGAAGUGCAUCUCUCUCCAGUUAUGGAUCCAGGGGUUCAAGUAUAAAUAGAAUGACAAAAUCCCCUGGGUCAAAAAGUGUAAUGCAGCAACAGAUGAAUGACAAGAAAUGGGUUGAGGAUAACUUUAAAAAGAUUCAAGAGUAUAUUAGAACCAGUGGUAAUUUUGAUCCGGAGCUUAGCAGACAGUUAAAACCACCAACACUAGCAACAUUCGUGCAAAUAACAUCAGACUUGUUGAAUCAAAUAUUUAAGAAUAUUCACCUAAAUGUACAGAAUUAUGGUGAUAUUAUAAUUCAAAAUCUAAAACUGCUUAGGUAUCCUUGCCAAGUGAAUUCUUCCACUUUAAAAACAAUCAACACCAAACAUGCUCAUUCUCAUUUUGUCUCAAUCAUUUCAUGGCUGAUAGACAAAGUAAACACCACAAACAUCAUGAGUGACUUUAUUGAGAACCAGGAUAUAGAAGUACAAAAAUCUCUUUUAAUAGAUCAGGAAAUUGUUGAAUUUAUGGGAGCUUUAGUGCCAAGUGAAUCGCAGGACAACCCAAAUCAAGAGGAACUUGAGAGAAACCUUUGUGAUGGAAUAGCAGAGAUAAUAGGGGCAGAUAAAGAAAAAGCCAUGCAGCAGGAAGAAAUCUUGAAUUGUGCCAAGAGGGAUGCAGAUCUUGUACAGGAAAAAUUACAAGAAAUUCUGGCGGAAAAUGCAAACAUCUUAGCGGAGAAUUUGAGAAAAAUGGAGGUUAUUAAGCAAUAUGAGGAAAGCGACAAAAACAGGGAACAAACACUAAAAGAUGAAAUAGAACAACUCACGGAGCUUUUGGCAAAACAUGCAGAACACCGUGCGAAUAUUUUAAAAUCGAUUAAAGAUCUAGAGGAAGGAAUCGCAAACCAAGUUUGCACGCACACUCAAAAGUUGGAAAUGCUUAACGAAAUUGAAGAACUUAAGAGAUCAAUUGAGCGAAAAGAACGCCAGCUGGCUGAAUUUUGGAAUAUUAGGGUAGAUCUUGAUCAUAAGCGUUCAACUUUAGUCAGAGAGAUUGAAAAUAAAGUUGACGAAUGGAACUUGUGUAUUGUAAAGUCCUUCUUGCCGGAACUAAAUGAACUGAAAUUACGCACAAAAGGAUUUUCUUCUCAAGGCUUUUUGGAGGAAAUUCUGGAGGUGCGCAAACAAAGUGGCGAUUUACAAGAGGUACUGUGCAAGGAAUACAAGAACAAUCUGAGCGAGCUAGAGAGUUUAGAAAAACAAAAGAUCAAACUGUUUGAAACUAACAUGGUUAUGGAUUCAACUAGAAAACGACUAGAUAGGCUUAAACAGUGUGUACAGGAAUUGGAGGAUAAACAUAAACAAUUACUUAUGAAUACGGAAGUUUUCGAAGCCCAUCAUAAAAAUAGCAUUAAAAAAAUUAUGGACUUGGGAAACACAAAACAAGAGGAAUGUAAAGGGCGUAUCGAGGAGCUCAGUAGAGAGACUCGAAAAUUAAAAAAAGAAAUUUACAAUACGGCCAAAGAAGGUAUUGAAAUUUGCGCGAGUGAGCGAAAUAACGUCUUAAAUAUUGCGAGACAAGUUGAGGAGGCUCAUCAAAUAGCAUUAAAUGAUAAUGGACGUAAAUUGAUUAAAUCUCAGAAUGAAGCGCAACGGAUUUUAAAUAUUGUGGAACAAUUGGCGGAAGCUAACGCACUUUUGAAGUGAUAUGUGAAUUAAUACAGUGUUAAGUUAGAAUUUUUUAAUGUUUAUAAAUCAGACGAUAAUUAAUAGAAACAUACUUAAAAACUUG